GGCUGCGUUCACCUACCCUCCCCAAAUUCUUCUCUUGCUUUUCUUCUUCUCCAACGACAACUCCACAGAAAUGCUACUCCACCAACCGCAACUCCAUCAUCGACCAUGGCUUCCACGGCCAAUGCCAUCUCCCUCUCUCUCUCCACUGCCGCCACCUCUUCUUCUUCUUCUUCAACCCGCCGGGACAAUUGCUCUUUCUCGCCGGAUUCUGCCUGUCUCAGCUUCCGAAAGCCUAACGGUGGCGUGUCUCUGCGUUUGAGACCGGCGGCGGGAGCUUCUUUGGCGACUCGCCGUACGAGCUGCAUAAUUCGCGCUACUGCUGCUCCGGUUAUGGAUCAAUCUCCGGUCAGUGACUCUGGUUCCGCUGGAGCGCCUACAGUUGUGGAAGUCGAGUUGGGGAACCGGAGUUACCCGAUUUACAUCGGAUCAGGCCUCCUGAACCAACCCGACCUUCUUCAAAGGCAUGUCCAUGGGAAGAGGGUCCUUGUGGUGACUAACGAGACAGUAGCUCCCCUCUACCUGGAUAGAGUGGUUGAAGCAUUGACACAAGGCAACCCUAAUGUGACAGUAGAGAGUGUGAUUUUGCCUGAUGGUGAGAAGCACAAGAACAUGGAUGUUCUCAUGAAAGUAUUCGACAAGGCCAUCGAGUCACGGCUGGAUAGGAAGUCUACAUUUGUUGCUUUGGGAGGAGGAGUCAUUGGCGACAUGUGUGGAUACGCUGCUGCGUCGUACUUGCGAGGAGUUAAUUUCAUCCAGAUCCCCACAACUCUUAUGUCACAGGUGGAUUCUUCUGUCGGAGGCAAAACUGGCAUAAACCACCCGCUUGGGAAGAACAUGAUUGGUGCGUUUUACCAGCCUCAGUCUGUUCUGAUAGACACUGACACGCUCAACACAUUGCCAGAUAGGGAACUUGCAUCAGGGAUCAGUGAGGUUGUGAAGUAUGGGUUGAUUCGUGAUGCCGAAUUUUUUGAGUGGCAAGAGAAGAAUAUGGCUGCACUAUUGGCAAGAGAUCCAAGUGCUUUAGCUUAUGCCAUCAAGCGAUCAUGUGAAAACAAGGCCAAGAUCGUGUCCUUGGAUGAAAGAGAAAGUGGACUGCGCGCUACUUUGAACUUAGGUCACACUUUCGGUCAUGCAAUAGAAACCGGAUUCGGAUAUGGGCAGUGGUUCCAUGGAGAAGCUGUGGCAGCUGGCAUGGUUAUGGCUGCUGACAUGUCUUACCGACUUGGUUGGAUUGAUGAUUCGCUCGUGAAGCGGGUUCGGAAUAUUCUAGAGCUGGCUAGGCUUCCUGUUGCUCCACCGGAGAGCAUUACUAUGGAAAUGUUCCGAUCCAUCAUGGCGGUUGAUAAGAAAGUUGCUGAUGGGGUGCUAAGGCUUAUCCUCCUGAAAGGUCCUCUAGGAAACUGUGUGUUCACAGCGGAUUAUGACAGGAAAGCUCUCGAUGAUACACUCCAUGCGUUUUGCAAGUCAUGAACAAAAAUGCUGUUUUUAUCUUAUUUGAGCAUAUGAUUCCCUUGGUGAUUUUGUGUGUACUCCAUCAAAUGACUCCUACUUGUACCUGAUCAAUACCGCUGUAUUAUAUUUCUGAGACCUUGAAUUUGUUACUUGGUUGAUUUAGCGGAUCACGAGAGUGAUGAUCCAAAGGCUCUUACUUUAUGAGCACUGUUAUUCAACCACACUACAAAAGCUAAUGAGUGCAAUAGAGGCUUAGAGUAACUCUGCGCCAACAAAACCAGAACUCUUAGCAGCGGGAAGAGAAGUGCCUUUUGGGGCAAUGGGUACACCUGGAACUCUCUACUAAC
Messenger RNA from Linum tenue, 1799 nucleotides. The record is from the annotation of a GenBank genome assembly. NCBI's taxonomy places the organism in Eukaryota, Viridiplantae, Streptophyta, Magnoliopsida, Malpighiales, Linaceae.